UCAGUCUUGUUGCACGACCAUCUAGUAUCAGACAAAAAACGAAAAAUUCAAAGAUAAUAACAAUAAUAAAAUUAAAAUGUCGGAUUUAUCAUCAUCAGCAACAACUGAGAAAACACCAAUUCCUAAAAGUAGCGAAACUGCUAUUCCCAUUACUGCAGAAAGUUCUACUCCUGCAACUGGGGAAACUGCCAUUAUCAUAACUGAGGAAAUUGCUACACCAGUACAAGGAGAAACUUCUAUCCCCAUGACUGAGGAAACUGGCACCCUCGAAAUCGAAGAAACUUCUAUCCCCAUGACUGAAAUGGACAGUGACAAACCAGAAGAUCCAGAGCUUGUCCCAGAUUCGGAAGAUCAGUCAUUCAAGGAGCUGGGCCAACUCUUAAACGACUUCGGUUCGGGAACACUAAGAUUCACUGGGAUGACCAAUGGUAUAUUGGGCGUGCUUCUCUUCUUUCUCCAGUUGUGGGCCAUACUUGUUUCGCCAAAAGGUGUAGAUAUGGACCUUUUUGGCAUGUUAGCCGGUAUCUACCUCCUUAUGCUUGCAUUCAUGAAAUUCGAAAAGUAA
Molecule: messenger RNA, 565 nt
Organism: Daphnia carinata
Lineage: Eukaryota; Metazoa; Arthropoda; Branchiopoda; Diplostraca; Daphniidae
Exons: 2
Coding region: 77-565 (162 amino acids)
Source: RefSeq, a predicted model, not a curated record